Molecule: messenger RNA, 3224 nt
Organism: Zeugodacus cucurbitae (melon fly)
Lineage: Eukaryota; Metazoa; Arthropoda; Insecta; Diptera; Tephritidae
Product: ATP-dependent 6-phosphofructokinase-like
Exons: 11
Coding region: 576-3104 (842 amino acids)
Biological process (GO): fructose 6-phosphate metabolic process; fructose 1,6-bisphosphate metabolic process; canonical glycolysis
Cellular component (GO): 6-phosphofructokinase complex; cytoplasm
Molecular function (GO): 6-phosphofructokinase activity; identical protein binding; monosaccharide binding
Source: RefSeq, a predicted model, not a curated record
UAAAAUCUCCCCCUUGUCUUUCUAUAAAUGAUGUUUUUUUUUUUUGAUAUAGUUGUGGUCCUAUAAUGAAGGUAGGAGUAUUGACUUUGAAAAUUAAGUCUGUAUUUUCGAGUUCAUUACACCCGGUUAGCAUUAGGUCUCUUACAACGCACUUCAUCGAUCUUACCAAAGAGAUUACCUCAGUAAACGCAACAGAUCAGUAACGUAUAUGAACUUUAUGGAAAUUUGUUGUGGUUAAGUUGCAAAAUUCUUCCAUUUUGAGGAAAAACAUAUCUUAAUCGAUUGCGUGAUUCUUUCAAAAUAGUUUUCCUUCGCUACGGUUGCUGGAAGUUACAUCUAAGCUGAACAUUUAGCAAUCUUCCACUAAUAAACAGGGUAUGAAACGUUUUGAGGAAAGAGUUCUAUACCAAAAAUAACUUCUCUAUCAAACUCAAGUUUUUAAAUAAAGAACGUUAAGUUUUCUAAAAGUUUCAAAUCAGCGAGUGGAUCAUGUUCAUUCCAGUAGUUAUGAAAUUAACAAAAGACAAUAAUACGUCAAAACACUGUCCGCACACACUUUAAAAACUAUUUUGAAAAUGUCUGUAAUAAUAACUCACACAAUUCGUUACACACCUUGGAGAUGUCAUAAACUUCAAACGAUACGAAAAGAAAUAAUUUUAAUAGCAAAAGAGACAUUAAAAACGAAAGCUUUGCAAGCAAUACCCGUCGAAGAAUAUCCCAAUAUAAGCCCGGCUAUUGCAAAUAAAAUGUCGAAGAUUUCAAGAAACCUCUAUAAAGGUCAAUCUCUAGCGGUUUUUACAAGUGGCGGCGAUGCAUGUGGCAUGAAUGGCGCGGUGCGCGCCUGCGUACGUAUGUCCAUCUAUUUGGGCUGUCAGCCCUUCAUGAUACGUGAGGGUUAUCAAGGUAUGGUGCAGGGCGGCGAUCAAUUCAUUAAAGCGACAUGGGCGUCUGUGUCCUCUAUUAUACAUGUGGGUGGUACAAUAAUUGGUUCGGCACGUUGCAAGGAAUUUAUGGAACGCGAGGGACGUAAGAAAGCCGCCUACAAUUUAGUGCAAAGAGAAAUAAACCGCUUGAUUGUAAUUGGCGGUGAUGGUUCAUUAACCGGCGCGAAUAUAUUUCGACAGGAAUGGAGUGGGCUGCUGGACGAUUUGGUUGCGUCGGGUCAAAUAACACAACAACAGCGAGAAAAAUGUAAAGAUUUACAUAUUGUGGGCGUGGUGGGUUCCAUUGAUAAUGAUUUCUGUGGCACGGAUUUAACUAUUGGUGCGGACUCGGCCCUGCAUCGCAUCACAGAAGCUAUCGACUCAAUUACGAGUACGGCGUACUCGCAUAAACGAAUCUUUAUUAUGGAGGUUAUGGGACGUCAUUGCGGCUAUUUAGCAAUGGUCUCUGGCAUAAUAUCGGAAGCCGAUUAUGUAUUUUGUCCCGAGGCACCACCGCCAUUGGAUUGGCAUACACGGUUAUGUUCCAAGCUUCAGAAGGAACGAGAGUGUGGACAACGUCUCAACAUCAUCAUUGUGGCCGAAGGUGCGAAUGAUAUGAACGGCGAACCGAUUUCUGCGCAGAUGGUGAAAAAAGUUAUUUUCGAAAAACUGGGUUGGGACAGUCGCAUCACGGUACUCGGCCAUGUGCAGCGCGGCGGCGCAACGAGCGCAUAUGAUCGUAUUUUAGCUUGUCGCAUGGGCGCCGAAGCAACCAUCGCGGUAUUAGAAUCCACCACAAACACAACGCCAAUCGUUGUUGUUUUGGUUAACAAUCGAAUUGAGCGGAUUCCGCUCAUGGGAGCUGUGGAGCAAACACAGGCAGUGAAUAAAGCUUUGGAAAAUAAGGAUUGGCCGAGAGCAAUUGCUUUACGUGGCGUGGCGUUUCAGUCGAAUCUGCAAGCUUUGAAGCUGUUAUCACAAACUAAAACGCCAAAAUCGAAGGAAGGUGGCUGCUCUGUCAAUAGCCCUUUCAAUGUGGCCGUCAUGCAUGUCGGUUCGCCGGCUUGUGGCAUCAAUGCGGCCACACGAAGUUUGGUGCGCACCAUUAUUUAUAACGGUGAUUCAGUGUUUGGUGUUAACAACGGUGUGCUGGGGCUUGCAGCUGGCGAACUGAAACCAUUAACCUGGGGCGAUGUUAUCGGUUGGUGCGGUCAAGGGGGCGCUUUUCUCGGCAUGAAUCGUUUUACACCAGAGGGUAAAUAUGCAGACAUCGCAAGCCAAUUGCGUGAAUUUAAGAUUCACGCAUUAGUGGUUAUCGGCGGUUUCGAAGCCUAUCGUACCGUCGUGUCCUUGACACUGGAGCGUGCAAAUUACUUGGAAUUCUGCAUACCAAUGGCUGUAAUACCAUCCAGCAUUUCCAACAAUAUACCCGGUACCGAGUAUAGUAUCGGCGCGGACACAAGUCUAAAUGAGAUCACGAAAAUCUGUGACUUGAUACGCGAUUCGGCGCGUGGCUACAAGAAAAGAGUCUUCAUUAUCGAGACAAUGGGCGGACAUUGCGGCUAUUUAGCCACCAUGGCAGCUAUGGCCGGGGGCGCCGAUUCGGCCUACAUCUUCGAGGAAAAAUUCAACGUGCAUGAUAUACAACGCGACUGUUAUAAUAUGAUUGCGAAAAUGAAUGGCGGCAUUGAUCGUGGACUUGUGUUGCGCAGUGAAGGUGCCAAUAAGAAUUAUACCUCAAAUUUCAUCGAACGCCUGUAUGAAGAAGAGUCAAAGGGGUUGUUUAGCUGUCGCACGAACAUCUUAGGUCACGCCCAGCAGGGUGGCAGACCUACACCAUUCGAUCGUUGCUUGGCUACGGAGAUGGGCAUUGCCUGUGUUCAAUUUAUACGCGACCAAAUGAAAAAAGCAGUCCAACCAAAUGGUACCGUCUUGGCGACAACUAAAGGCUCUUCAUGCAUGUUGGGCUUAAUGGGUCCGGAAUAUAAACUAACGCCAGUGGAGGAUCUAGCUCCUCAAACGGAGUUUCACCUACGCAUACCAAAGGUACAAUGGUGGUUACAAUUACGACCAUUACUAAGAAUUCUCUCGAUACACGAUUCGGCCUAUGCCGAUAAUUUUCCAGCUACAACAACAACAUCACUUCAACAACCUGUGGACAUCAAUUGUACUGUUAAUUAAGCUGGGUACUCCCGGAUAUUACUACAAUAUAAUUCUUUACUCUACCUCGAAAAUGCAACUGAUAUUAUUUGCUACUAAAUAUUGAACCAAAAUAAAUUGAAUUUAUUUACUUGAAGAGUA